Messenger RNA from Formica exsecta, 1335 nucleotides. Its product is annotated as NKAP family protein CG6066. The transcript has 4 exons. Gene Ontology annotation, cellular component: nucleus. Gene Ontology annotation, molecular function: chromatin binding. NCBI's taxonomy places the organism in Eukaryota, Metazoa, Arthropoda, Insecta, Hymenoptera, Formicidae. Bases 225 to 1043 code for a protein of 272 amino acids. The record is from RefSeq and is a predicted model, not a curated record. Gene Ontology annotation, biological process: regulation of gene expression.
AAGAGUGAAUUACCUAACCAACACAGAGUCAAAACGAAGAAAAAGAAAGAGGUAUAAACGUAACCUCUCUCGUUGUCAAAAAAGUGGACGCGUUCGAUAAAACAUGAGAAAAGUAAAAAGAUAAUAUUAUAUUUAUAUAAAAACAAGAUAUCCAUAGAGAAGGAAAAAGCAAAACACGAAAUAAUACGGAAAAAGAACAAAUACGUUGUGUAUAAUAACGGAAAAUGAUGAACGAAAAAAUGAUGGAUGCGCGAAGACGCGAGAGAGAGUUGAUAGGAUUACGCGGAGUACCUGAGGCUUGGAGCAAAUCUCCUAUUCAUAUCGAACAUAGUUCAGACGAAGAGUCUGAAGAUCUGAUCAAACAGAAGGAUAAUAUUAUACCAAAGGAUCGCAAGAGGAAAAAACACGAUACUAAAAAGAAGAAGAGUAAAAAACUGAAAAAGGAAAAGAAAGCAAAGAAGGAAAGAAAAAGAGAACGAAAGGCGAAGAAGGAGGCAAAGAAGGAGAGGAAGAAAAGAAAGAAAGCAAAGAAAGACACAGACAGUAGUAGUUCCGACGAUAGCAGCAGCAACAGCAGUGACGAGGAGGUCUGGAUAGAGAAGACCGCCGUCACAGACAAGCCGAGACUGAGGAAAGGUUCGAGUUCGGACGACAGCGACGGAGAUGAUGGUACGAUAGGACCCGCUCCAAAACCACAUGUGACUCUCUCGGCCAAGGAUUUCGGUAAGGCCCUGCUACCAGGCGAGGGUGCGGCAAUGGCAGCUUAUGUAGCAGAAGGGAAACGUAUACCCAGGAGAGGUGAGAUCGGCCUCACGUCGGAGGAGAUCGCCUCGUACGAAUCCGUCGGUUAUGUGAUGAGCGGCAGCAGACAUCGUCGCAUGGAAGCAGUUCGUAUACGUAAGGAGAACCAGAUCUACUCCGCCGAUGAGAAGCGUGCCUUGGCAAUGUUCAGCAAAGAGGAACGACAAAAGAGGGAAAAUCUUAUACUAGGACAAUUCAGAGAGAUGAUUAACCAGAAGAAAUUGGCGCAAGAGAAGAAUUAAGUAAAGACUAACAUGUAUAUAGAAUGCAAAUUCUCUUGUAUAAAUUUUUAUAUAAUCCUAAGCCUUUGUAUAUUAAGUAAAAUACAGCAUAUAGAAAAUGAUAUAUCGAUACAUAUAUAUAUACUUAAUAAAUACUAUUCAGUUUGUCAGAGUGUUUGCAACAAUUUUGACAAAGAAUAUAAUACGCUCAAUUGAGUUGAUAAUAAAUCUUUACCUUUUAUUAUUUACAGAAGUAGAACAUCACAGUAUCAUUACAAUGUGAAAUAUAAAUAAAUCCAACAGUGAAAAUAAU